Messenger RNA from Didymodactylos carnosus, 1279 nucleotides. Lineage: Eukaryota; Metazoa; Rotifera; Eurotatoria; Philodinida; Philodinidae. The record is from the annotation of a GenBank genome assembly.
ACAGCAACCUCAACCACAACCUUAACGACAAGCUCUACCUCAACAAUAACCUCAACCACAACCUCAACGGAAAUCUCAACCACAACCUUAACGACAAGCUCUACCUCAACAAUAACCUUAACCACAACCUCAACGGAAAUCUCAACCACAACCUUAACGACAAGCUCUACCUCAACAAUAACCUCAACGACAACCUCCACAGCAACCUCCACGACCAGCGCGUCAUCCGGUAAUUUUGCAGUUCUUAAACACAGCCAUUUCUUCUGAUCCAUGCUUCGUGUAGCAUCUGCACCGAAUUUCGCAUAAAAAACAGAAGAAGAAAGUGCAUUCUGAAAUUUUCCCUCUAUUCCCUAUACGAUUCUUCAAAUACAAGUAGAAAUCUUUGAAAUAAAGAAUGUGUUAUACCACAAUACUUGAAGAGAGAGAUUGAUCUGAUUAGCCUCACAUGCUGAAACAUUCCCUAAGAAACGAAGCGUUGAAUAGAUGAAAGAACCCAGAACAGAGGUCGUUUUUUAUCACUUCAGCUACAAUACUAAUUCCGGCUGUAACCGUUUUUCCUUAAGGCAACUGGAGCUCUACAGGAAGCACGACAACCCCUCGUCUCCAGCAUACUGCAACCCUGCUCAAUUCGAGCAACGUUCUUGUUACUGGUGGUCAACAAUCGUCAGUUUAUCUUAAUAGUUGUGAAAUAUAUGAUCCAUCAACACGCCAAUGGCACACUACCGGAAGCAUGGCAACAGCGCGUAAUUCGCAUACUGCAACCUUGCUCACUUCGGGCAACGUUCUAGUCGCUGCUGGUGGAUCAAUGGGUGUUGCUGUUGCUAGUUGUGAAAUAUAUGAUCCAUCAACGGGCCAAUGGAGCACUACCGGAAGCAUGGCAACAGCGCGUUAUGGGCAUACUGCAGCCCUGCUCACUUCGGACAAAGUUCUUGUUACUGGCGGUCUACAAUCGUCAACUUAUCUUGCUAGUUCUGAAAUAUAUGAUCCAUCAACCGGCCAAUGGAACAUUACAGGAAGUAUGGCAACAGCGCGGAAUGGGCAUACUGCAACCUUGCUCACUUCGGGCAAAGUUCUUGUCGCUGCUGGUGGAUCAAUGGGUGUUGCUAUUGCUAGUUGUGAACUAUAUGCUCCAUCAACAGGCCAAUGGAACACUACGGCAAGCAUGGCAACAGCGCGUAAUGGGCAUACUGCAACCCUGCUAACUUCGGGCAAUGUUCUUGUUACUGAUGGUCAACAAUCUUCAACUUAUCUUACUAGUUGUGAAAUAUACACACAAUAA